GUAUUUUUUUUUAAUGUUACCAGUAGUAACCAAUAGUUCCAUUCUGUCAUUCUGACUCUGAUCAAAUAAAUAUUAUUUUCCAUUUGAAAUUUGAAUCAUUCGACCGUUUGAAAUGUUGUAGUUUGAACGGAAGUAUCUUGACACAUUGUUUUAGAUUAUAAAGCUUAUCAUUAAGGAACGUUUAUGCAAGGUUGACGGCCUAACCAUUGUUUAUUAUCUAUGCGUACGGGAUACAGCAUCCCUGCAUAGUGGCGUCCGUGAUUAUUAUUAUUGCCGGCAAUCAGCAACCCUCUGCGGGAAUCGGUGCGGCAUGACUACUGUGAGUAGUGACAGUGAUUGCCCCUCGCAGAAGGCACAUCGACACAGUAUCGACGUCCUACUGAUAAUCGUUCGACCACGAUUUAAGACGUAAAAAUGGUUGAAUAUUCGGAUUUAGAAUUCAAAAAAAAGCUGAAGUUCUUAACAGUCUCUCAGAAAGCAAUUCAGUCAUUGUCUACAUGGUGCCUUGAACGACAUGAACAUUACAAAAGCAUAAUCACUAUCUGGUCAAAUACUAUUAAGAAGGUGAAGAUCAAGAAACGUUUGCUUUUGUUUUAUUUAGCCAACCAUAUAAUACAAUACAGUAAGAGACAGAAUUACAAGUUUGUUGAUAGAUGGAAAAUUGCUAUUCAAAAAGCCAUCCCUUAUGUCAGAGAUGAAGAAAUACUUUCUAAAAUUUUAAGAGUUAUUACAAUUUGGAAAGAACGACAUGUAUAUAAUCAUAGUUAUUUAGCUGAUUUAACUAGCUUAUUAUCUACACAAAAUCAGAAAUUAAAAUUAGCCGAUCCUGUACAAGGUUGUCAAGCAUGUUUCAAAAACGCUGAAAAAGUGAAACUUCUAAAGAAAAAAUUGAAAUCCUUGAUUGGUUUUAUGCCAACAGAUUGUCGACUGCUAUCACCUGAUAUUAAUCAGUCAUUGUCUGCAACAUCUUCUAUGUCUAUUGAAGAAUUAAACAUACAUAAUAUUAAUUAUGAUUCUGUAUUAAACUCUGAUAACAUUGAUAGCAUUAAUGAUACUAAUAUUGAUGUACCCACUACAAUAAUCAAUAAUAUUGAGUCAUAUAUUGCUCCUGAAGAUCAAGAAUUGUAUGACCCAGCUUCUGUGAGUAUUCCAGCAAUGGAAAUCGAAGAUCAACAAUCAUUAUCCAUCAAGUUUCCAGAUACUCCAUCACCGCCUCCAGAUGAGACUUUUACGAAUAACAAUAAUAAAAGUUCUUUAUAUUGUGCAAGUAGUUAUGAAGAUUAUGUACAUACGUCAAUGUCAUCUACCCAUCAAUUUAUAACUUCCAAGGUCUCUAUAAAUAUGGCACCUCAAACUAAUUCAUCAUCAAUUAUAAAUGAAAAUACUAAACCAGUUUCUCAUGUUCCACAAUCCGGUUGGAAUGUAACUGCACACAACGAGGAGUCAACAAAUGACACACCACCAUCAAAAUAUGGAGGUACAGGAUUAGAUCACUGUGCCUUAGCAUCAAAAAUAACAGAUAAAGAUGAAAUAGUUUCUCCAGAAAUGAUAACUAAAACUUCUGUUAUUGACCACAGAAACAUAAUUAGUUUGACACAUUCUUCUCAUAAUAGUUCACCAACGGUAUCUGAUAACAGAGCAUUUUCAAACAUUAUACCAGCGUCACAACUAGAUUUGCUUAUAGAAGCAACCAGUAAAUCACAAAAUAGUUUAGAUAAUUUAGAAAGUUUUGAUUUGGAAUUAAGUGACUAUGAUCAAAAAUAUCCUGUACCAUUACGCCCACCACUUCCACCACCAUUGCCACCACCAAUAAAACAACCACCACCAAUAAAACAACCACCGCCAUCGCCACCACCAAUAAAACCACCACUGCCAUCUUCAUCGCCACCACCAAUGAAACCACCAACGCCGCAAAUAAAACCACCAAUGCCACUACCUAUGUCUACAUUAACGCAACCGCCAUUGCCACCAAUACCACCACCAAUGAAACCACCACCGCCACCGAUAUUGCCACCGCCACUGCCACCACCAAUGAAACCAGCAACGCCACUACCUAUGUCUAAAUCAACGCAACCGCCAUUGCCACCAUCAUUACCACCAUUACCACCACCUUCAUCGCCACCACCAAUGAAACCACCACCGCCACCGCCACCACCAAUGAAACCACCACCGCCAACGUCCAUGCCAACAUCAACGCCACUACCUAUGCCUACAUCAACGCAACCCCCAUUUCCAUUACCAUUACCACCACCUAUGAAAUCACCAACGCUACUACCUAUGUGUACAUCAACGCAACUGCCUAUGUGUACAUCAACGCAACUGCCUAUGUGUACAUCAACGCAACUGCCAUUGCCACCACCAUUUCCACCACCAAUUAAACCACCACCGCCACCGCCUAUGCCAACAACAACGCCACCACCGCCAUCGUCUAUGCCAACAUCAACGUCACCGCCUUUGCAACCAACAAUACCACCAUCAACGCUUCCACCAAUGCCAACAUCAACACCACUGUCUUUUUACUUGCCUUUUAACUUGGUCCAUAAAAGUACUUCAGAUAUCACAUACCAGUUGAAACAAUCAUCCCAACCAUGGAUGAAAGAUGAACCCAGUUUAAAUAAAAUCCAGUCGAAUAUAGAACAACCUUCUCAAUGUUAUUCAACAUUUGUAUCUAAUCAACCUCAAAUUCAAUGGCCUAUAAAUGUUCAAGGAAUCAAAUCUCAAGAAGAUUUUACGCCAAAAUGGAUGGGAAGAAAAAUUAGUAAUUGGCCAGCAAGAGAUCCUAGAAUUUACAAUCGAAAUUCUAGACCAGCCGUUACAUUAAAUCAGGGAUCACGUAUUGGGCCCGAGGAAUCAGCCUUGAAAAUCCAAACCAAAAAAGGUUUUACGCCAAAAGAGGAGGAAGGAAUAAUUAAUUGGCCAUCAAGAGAUCCAAGAAUUUUCAAUCAAUAUUCUACACCUGCUGGUACAUUGAAUCAGGGACCACUUAUUUUCUCCGAGGAAUCAAACUUGAAUUGCAGAAAAAUUGAAGAACUGGCUCCAACGCCCAUAAAUAGAAAAUAAUCAAAACUUGUAAUUAAAUAGUAAUUGGAUGGUUUUAUUUUAUCUGUGAUGAAUGAAAUUUCAAACCUUAAUAUGUUAAGUAUUUUAAUAUCAACUGUAUUCUGUAUUUUACCUAAUUUAUAUGA
Messenger RNA from Metopolophium dirhodum (rose-grain aphid), 3185 nucleotides. RefSeq names its product mucin-2-like. Gene Ontology annotation, cellular component: RNA polymerase II, holoenzyme. NCBI's taxonomy places the organism in Eukaryota, Metazoa, Arthropoda, Insecta, Hemiptera, Aphididae. Gene Ontology annotation, biological process: mRNA 3'-end processing. The record is from RefSeq and is a predicted model, not a curated record. Gene Ontology annotation, molecular function: RNA polymerase II complex binding. The transcript has 11 exons. The coding region runs from base 415 to 3060 and encodes 881 amino acids.